Molecule: messenger RNA, 1464 nt
Organism: Meyerozyma guilliermondii ATCC 6260
Lineage: Eukaryota; Fungi; Ascomycota; Pichiomycetes; Serinales; Debaryomycetaceae
Gene: ARO8
Product: bifunctional 2-aminoadipate transaminase/aromatic-amino-acid:2-oxoglutarate transaminase
Exons: 1
Coding region: 1-1464 (487 amino acids)
Biological process (GO): aromatic amino acid catabolic process; L-tyrosine biosynthetic process
Molecular function (GO): pyridoxal phosphate binding; aromatic-amino-acid:2-oxoglutarate transaminase activity; L-2-aminoadipate:2-oxoglutarate transaminase activity
Source: RefSeq, a predicted model, not a curated record
AUGGCCGUUUCCAAAGACCUUUCCCAUCACCUUUCCGAAGAAGCCCGUUCUCGUAAGAACUCGCCAUUGAAGUCUGCUUUCAAAUAUUACAAGCAACCAGGAAUGACCUUUUUGGGUGGAGGUUUACCUCGUAGUGACUAUUUCCCAUACUCCAAGGUGACGGCAGAAAUUCCUUCUGCUCCGUUUGCGGAAGGUGUGGCUGCUCCCCUCACGGAGUCCAACAAAACUGUGCUCGAAGUCAACAAAGAUGCAAGUUUGAAUGGUGAAAAUGAGAUAGAACUUGCCCGUUCUUUACAAUACGGUUACACCGAAGGUCAACCAGAACUUGUCGAGUUCUUGAAAGAACACACAAAGACUAUCCAUAAGGUGCCAUAUGAUGACUGGUCUGUAAUCUUGUCAAUUGGAAACACCCAAUCGUGGGAUGCUACCUUAAGAACAUUUGCUACUCGUGGUGACUCCAUUCUUGUCGAAGAGUACUCGUUCAGUUCAGCAUUGGAAACUGUCCACGCUCAGGGUAUCAACACGAUUCCAGUAGCUAUGGAUGCUGAGGGAAUCUUGCCAGAAGCAUUGGAGAAAAUGUUGGAUCAAUGGGUUGGUCCUAAGCCAAAACUCUUGUACACUAUUUCCACCGGUCAAAACCCUACAGGAUCUUGUUUGAGUGCCGACCGUAGACGCGCUGUCUACAAGUUGGCUCAGAAACACGAUUUUAUCAUUGUUGAGGAUGAACCCUACUACUUUUUGCAAAUGGAGACAUACACCACCGAUAAGGCCCAACGUGCUUCUAGACACGUUCACAGCCACGAGGAGUUUGUCAAAGCUUUGGUACCUUCUUUCCUUUCCAUGGAUACAGAAGGUAGAGUCAUACGUCUUGAUUCUGUUUCCAAGGUUUUGGCACCUGGUCUUAGACUCGGAUGGAUUGUUGGCCAGGAACGUCUUUUGGAAAGAUUUGUGCGUCUUCACGAGGUAUCGAUUCAAUGUCCUUCCGGCCUCAGUCUGUCGCUCAUUAACUCGUUGUUGCAGAAAUGGGGACAAAGCGGCUACAUGGACUGGCUCAUGGGUAUCAGAAGUGAAUAUACCCACAAUAGAGAUGUUGCCAUUGAUGCCGUGAACGAUUUCUUCCCCAAGGAAGUGACCAGCUUCAUUCCUCCCGUUGCUGGUAUGUUUUUCACCGUCACUUUCGAUGCAUCAAAGCAUCCUAAAUUCAAAGAGCUUGAUGAAGAUCCUCUUAAGGUCGAGACUGCAAUUUACAACCAGGGCUUACUGCAGGGUUGUUUGAUGAUUCCUGGCUCGUGGUUCAAAGCCGAUGGUACGUCUAACCCUCCCCAACCACCUCUUCCAGAGAACAAAGAUGCUAAGAAUUUGAUCUUUUUCAGAGGUACUUAUGCUGCGGUUGCGCUUGACGAGUUGCGCAGUGGGUUGGAGAAGUUUGCCAAAGGAGUCAGAGUAGAGUAUGGUUUAGAAUAG